Cryptotermes secundus is the source of this 5294-nucleotide messenger RNA. RefSeq names its product ubiquitin carboxyl-terminal hydrolase 47. Gene Ontology annotation, biological process: protein deubiquitination. Lineage: Eukaryota; Metazoa; Arthropoda; Insecta; Blattodea; Kalotermitidae. The coding region runs from base 162 to 4145 and encodes 1327 amino acids. The record is from RefSeq and is a predicted model, not a curated record. The transcript is spliced from 22 exons. Gene Ontology annotation, molecular function: cysteine-type deubiquitinase activity; protein binding; cysteine-type endopeptidase activity. Gene Ontology annotation, cellular component: cytosol; nucleus.
UCCACUAGUCUUUUGAGUCAUAUGGUACAAAAUGGCGUUAUGCAAUUUCGGUAGCUGGAUUUGUGACCACAUGUGAUACAUUUCAAAUAGAUUUUGGCAGUUUACUCACCAGAUUUUGGCUGUUAGUAACCUGUCUGAAGAAUCUUUUAAAAGAAUAGGGGAUGGUGUGUGUACUGGGAGAAGAACGUGCAGUAUGCAUUAUUCAAGAUCUUUCAGCUGCUACAGCUGGCGCCAAGAGCACACUCUUACUACCUGCUUCGACUACAGUCCAGGAUUUGUUUCAGACAGUUGGAAAAAUAUUCCAAUAUGAUCCAGAAAGUUUUGAGCUCAUCUUACAACGCACUUCUGAUACAGAAUCGGUUAUCCUUAAUGAACAUAAGGAGAAGACCAUUGUUGCAGUGGGUGUGAACUUUGAGCCUGGAACCCGUAACACAAUCAUAAUUACAAACAUGCCAACUGCUCCAAGAUGCAAAGUGGUUCCAGUAUCUGUAGACGGUGAAGAUGACAUGCAGUUGGGAGCUUCAGCCAGUCCUACAGCCAUAACAGACUAUGCACAUCCUCCACCUGCACCCCCUCCUCCACCUCCUGCUGUUGGUAGUGCAGAAUACUCAUAUGCGACUGCCCUGAUCAAGCAUAACACAGGUUAUGUUGGUUUGGUAAAUCAGGCAAUGACCUGUUAUCUCAACAGUCUCCUCCAAGCUUUGUACAUGACACCAGAAUUUCGUAAUGCUUUGUACAAGUGGGAGUUUGAUGGCACAGAGGCAGAAGCAGUGAAAUCUAUACCAUACCAACUGCAGAAAUUGUUCCUCAAUUUACAAACAUCAUCCAAAUCAGCAGUUGAAACAACAGAACUGACACGCAGCUUUGGAUGGGAUUCUGGUGAAGCUUGGCAACAGCAUGAUAUCCAAGAGCUUUGCAGGGUUAUGUUUGAUGCUCUUGAACAGAAAUUUAAACACACAGAUCAAGCUGAUCUCAUACAGAGACUCUAUGAAGGAAAAAUGAUUGAUUAUGUUAAAUGCUUAGAAUGUGGUACAGAAAAGUCGAGAGAAGAUACAUUUCUGGACAUCCCUCUACCAGUGCGACCAUUUGGUAGUUCAGUGGCAUAUGGAAGUGUUGAAGAAGCAUUAAGAGCUUUUGUACAGCCAGAGACUCUUGAUGGCAACAACCAGUAUUACUGUGAAAAGUGCAACAAGAAAUGUGAUGCUCACAAAGGACUGAAAUUUUCCAAGUUUCCAUACCUUCUUACAUUACAUCUGAAGCGUUUUGACUUCGAUUAUAACACUCUGCACCGAAUCAAACUCAAUGAUAAGGUUGUUUUCCUAGAAACGCUCAACUUGAACAGUGUCAUUGAAUGUCCUGGAAGUAAGGAAGACAGUGAUGGUAUUCCUGAAGAAUCUGUAGUAAAGUGUGAUGAUAGUAGUACAACUGACAGUGGUUCUGCGUUGGAUGACGAAAGUUGUCAAGGGACUGAGACUGUCCUCAGUACACAGGAUGCUGAUUAUCAGGAAGAUGAUGAGGGCAUAGAUAUGAAUAAUACACCAAAUCAUCAUGAAAAUGAAAAGAAUCAAAGACACGCAAUGGAGAAGGGUCCCUACAUAUACGAAUUAUUUUCCAUCAUGGUUCACUCUGGAAGUGCAUCAGGCGGACAUUAUUAUGCCUACAUUAAGGACUUUAAGAAGGGUGAUUGGUUCUGCUUCAAUGAUCAGUCUGUUAGUCGGAUCACAUAUGAUGACAUAAAGAAAACGUAUGGCGGAGGACCAAUGAGAAGUUACUAUUCUGGUGCUUACAGUUCCAGUACAAAUGCUUACAUGUUAAUGUAUCGUCAGAUUGAUAAGCAAAGAAACUGUGAAGCUAUGACAGUGGAUGAAUUUCCUGCACAUAUCAAGGAUUUGCUGCAGAAAAUGCAGAAACGAGAAGAAAGUGAUCGCAUCCUGCGAGAGAAAGAAAUGGAUAUGUGUAAAAUCAAGCUGUAUGCACACUACCCAACCAAGCGCCAAAUGGUAGAGGCAAAACUGUACUGCGCCAGUGAUGUCACCCUACAGGAGGCUACUGGAAUGGCACAUAGGUGCCUCCGUUUGGAAGGAGUAGUUCCUUUAGAACGAUGCCGACUAGUGAAUUAUGAUAGACUGCAGGACACCAUUGAAUGCAGUUUUGAGGGCCGUGAGAAUGAUCCAAUAAGUGAAAUUCUCAGUAGUCUUCGCGGAUACGACUUGCUAUUAGAAAUUCGUAGAGAGGAUGCUGAAUUUGAGGUUUACCAGCCUGGGGGCGUGGCAACAAAAGUGUUUGUAGUUGAUCUUGAGACUGAAGAAGUAGAUGGUCCUACAACUGUGCGAGGGAACCUCUCUCAGACAGUGGCAGAAUUCAAAGUCACAUUAGCCAAAGCACUCCAUUUAGAUCCAAAAACCAUGAAAGUAGUUCUUGAGAAGUACAGCAGUGAGCCAAAGCUGCUGGACAAUGAUGAUAAAACUCUGAAAUUUGAAGGGUUUUAUGGAUCUAACAAGGUUUUUGUGGCUUCUUCUUGUGAUGACGAUCCAGAAAAACCAUUUGUCAUUUCAAAACUGCACAAAAUUAUCAGUAGGUUUGAACAUAUAAUAUCUCUUCAAGUUGUGCUGCCAUAUUCAAGGAAAGAAUUGCUGGAGAAAUUAAGAAUUUCUGUGCUGAACUUCGAUGUAAACCGCAAUAGCAGCAGAAACGCCAAAUUGACAGAGGAGAGCAGUACAAAUGAAGAACUAGCCAGUGGUGGUGGUGGUGGUGGUGAUGGUGCUUCAGCGCUUUGUAUAAUGUCUCCUGCCUGUUCUGGCAAUCCUUUGCGUGACAGUUCUCCACAGCCACCAGGUGAUACAGAAGAAGAAGGGAUUGGUGCCACUGGACACAGUGAUCAAAGUGCCAGUGAGGACAGCAGUCUUACAGAUAGUGACAGGACACUUGUAGGUGACGCUCCAGAUGAUGGUCUGCCACCACUUUCCAGUUCCAGCAGAUCAUCUCCAGGUUCAGAUCGACAUAAUAUAUCUUCACCUGAAGAGGCCAAUACAGUUGCAUAUAAUUCAUACCCCAGAGAACAGACAGAAAACUGGGAUGACGAAGAAAACGACACUGCAAGUGCCACAACCAGGUCUACCAACUACUACUUCAAAGCUGUUCCAUAUACAGACAAUGACAAUCAGAAAAUGUUGAAGGUGCUCGUGGACAAGAGGAUGUUCCUAGGGACCUUGAAGAAGGAUUUGGAACCUUACAUUGGAGUUCCAGUGGAAUACUUCAAGAUAUACCGCCUUAAAAGUGGGCAGCAAGAAUUCGAGUGUGCUCGACUCACUGAGAAUUUAGGUUCAUAUCGUGAUGAUGAAAAACUUAUAGUCAGACUUGACAGAGUAUUAAAGAAAGAUGAACACCGAGGGAAAGUGUUUCAACUCUUGCCUAACUCUCCAGAGCCUAUUAAGUUCUUGUGUGACUGGAUUCUUAGCAAAGGGAUGACUGUUGGUGAAGUGAAGAAAGAAAUCUUGGAAGAAAUUAAAAGAAAAUAUUCAAUAGAUAUCCCAUAUGAAAGGUGUCGCCUUCGAAAGAAAAGUUGGAAGAACCCAGCAGAAAUUUAUCUUAAUGAUCAACGAUUCGAACAGGACAUCAGCCUGUUCCCAAAUUGGGAGAUGUUCUUGCAAGAACUACCCGAGCCAGAGAAAAUCACAUCUAGUAAUCAACUAGUGCUUUUUGUACGGCGCUGGUGUCCUGCCAACCUGGAAUUGAAGGCCUUUGAGGAAGUGUUGCUUGAUGAGUCAACAGUAAUGGAAUUAAAGACCAAGUUGUCAAAUCUUAGUGGCAUCCCAGCUGAAUAUGUGGAAUUUGCAAAGGGGCAAGGUUCAUUCCCCUGUGAAAUGUCAGUUCUUGGUAUACACACAGAGCUUGGCUGGAAUACUGAAACAGCAACACUUGACAAUUGGCCACCUGGCAUCUUCGAAGAUGGACAUGUUAUCUUGUACAGAGAUUCAAGAGAAGAACUGAAACAACUUUCAAGUGAAGAGAGGAAAGAAAUUGCUAACAGAGAAGGUUCACGUGUGAACAGACUUGGUAUCAUUGCAUCUACUCGUAAAGAGCGUACUCUAAAAAUAUAUUUAGAUAUGUCUCACAGAAGAAAUGAUGAUGCGGAAGUUGACUGAAAUGUGUUUUGUAAUUUGAAGUGAUUGACUUGUAUGUGAAAUGAAAGUUUGUGUAAUACCAUAAUUUUAAGCUGACACUGCAUAAUUAAAUAUUACAAAUUUGUGGUAUGGUGAUAGUAUAUCAGCAGUCACCAGUACAUUUAUGUGCUAAUAAAAAUUUGCGAUGUAUAACCUUAACUAUUGGCGAGGUGGCAUUCUUUUUGGAUUCAGACCUUGUGCUACAGUCUCUAUGACGCUCGUAUCACUUUAUUUAUUAUGUAACAUGCCGUGUUAAUGUUGUGUAGCACUGACACUCUAACUAUUUGCUUUUGGUUUUAUUCUGAUUGGCAGAUACAUACAGUCUGAAGUUAAUGGUUUUCUAGCAAAAUGGCUUCAGAUACAUAGGGUAUUGCAAAUAGCAACUUUCAGAUUGUGUAAAGGGUUUUUGCUAUAUGCACAUCUUGUGUUGUCCAGUUUUACUUCUUUAGAGACUGUAUCCAUAAUCUGAUUUCAGUAGCCAAUGAAAUAUAUAUUGGGGCACAUUUUUAUGAUUUAUCUUUAUAUUAAAACUUAGCUGCAACAUGACUCCUUUGUUCAUGUGUUCUGGUGGAGUUAGAUUGCAGCCAUGCAGUGUAUGACUCAAGCAUGUAAGAAAUAUCUCUUGAGUAAAAUGGAAUACUGCAUACAAUUAUGGUAAUUAUAAUUUGUAUUUCACAUUUACGAUCUGUUUAGGAUACAGUCAAUUUAUAGAAUAUAUUAAUACGUGAAUUAAGUGACUGAAAUAUGGAGUUAUAAGCAUGGUUUAUACAUCAGGAUAAUUGGUAAUUUGUAUUUGUCUGACUAAAAAGAUAUGCCCCCAAUAAAUGCCUUUCUCUGUGUAAAUUGCCUUAAUUUUUCAACCAUGCUGCAUCUCAAAAGAAAGGGUGCUUGAAUUUGAGCAUUGUAAGAAAUCUAUAAUCAUUGUCUUUUACAAGUUGCUUCUGCUCACCAGUUUUUCAUCCUGUUUGUCUUACCCUGCAAGGGUCACACAAUUUUGUAUGUUAGUGAUCACAUAUCAGAUACGACUGCAUGGCUUGUCGUCACUAAACUGUCUUUGCAGGAAGGUUGAGCUUGUGUUGUCAGGAUAUUUAUUGUGAAUAAUAAAGGAAACAUGCUCAUUUCGUAUAUGGA